AUCCAGUGGGGUGAGCGGGCGUUUUCUUGGAGCUCCUCUGCCCAUUUCACCUCAAGCCUCAAAGUCCGGGACCCACACGACCACCGCAGGGCUCCGGGAAUGGAUCCUGUCUGGCUCUGGAUCAUCUGUCUGGGCUUCAGCCACGCUGUCCCGGGAGCUGUCAGCCAGGAUCCCUACAUCGAGAUCCCAGAAAACUACCACGGUCACUUCCCUCUGUACCUGAAGAAGCUGGAAAUCCAGGGUCCAGAGGGCCCUGCCCCGAUGCAGGUGGUGGACAGCUAUGAUGGCCUCUUUGGUGUGGAGCCUGACUCGGGCUUCCUGUUUGUUACCCGGCCUCUGGAUCGGGAGGAGCAGGCCCAGUACACACUGCAGGUGAUUGUGACCAGGGACGACGGGCAGCCACUCUCUGGCCCGGAAACCCUGACGGUGAGAGUGAAAGACGAGAACGACAAUGUGCCACGGUUCACUGAGGAUGUGUUUGCGGGAACUGUCAGCCAAGGGACCGGCCAAGGGGUCUCCUUUCUGUUUGUCAGUGCGGCCGACCUGGAUGACCCCUUGACUCCCAACGCAGAUCUGCGUUACCAAAUCAUCAGCCAGGCUCCUGGUCUUCCCUCUGAUGCCAUGUUCCAGCUGGACUCCAGGACUGGAGCUCUUUCCCUCACUGAAGGAGGGAAUUCUCUGCUCGACCCGGCCCAGGUCGCCCACUACAGCCUCCUCGUGCAGGUCAAAGACCUGGGAGAGCAACCUUCGGGCCACCACGCCAUAGCGAAAGUUGACAUUGCAGUUGUGGAAAACACCUGGAUUCCCCCCAGUUCUGUCCACCUUCCAGAAAAUCUCAAAACCACCUACCCCCACCCCAUCUCCAAGGUCCACUGGAGCGGUGGCGGAGUGGCUUACUCUCAGGAGAGCGUGCCAGUGGGGCUGUUUUCGGUGGAUGGAGAAGGUCAGGUCUACGUGACCCAGGAACUGGACAGAGAGGUGCAGGCCGAGUAUGUGAUCCGGCUGUUUGCCCGAAACGCAGAGGGCACGCCCUAUGCCCAUCCCUUGGAGCUGCAGGUCUUGGUCACUGAUGAAAACGAUAACCCUCCUGUCUUCUCCCGGGAGAGCUAUGAGGCUGAGGUCAAGGAGGGGAGCCCCCCAGGGACGGUGGUCCUUCAGGUGCAGGCCGAGGAUGCUGACGAGGCUGCGUCCCUCCACGCCCAUGUGGUUUAUGAGAUCGGGAGCCAGGAACCACCCAGCGCCCAGGGCUCGGCCUUCCACGUAGACCCUGGCACGGGGACCAUCACCCUGCAGGAUGGCCAGCUGCGGGCAGGGGAUGUGGAGGAGUACAGACUGCGGGUGGUGGCAUCCGACCUAGCAGGAGCUGCAGGGGGCCUCAGCAGCACUGUGGAGGUCACUGUUCGGGUCAUGGAUGUGAACGACCACCCUCCGGUGUUCUCAGAGAUGCAGUAUGGGCCGGUCAGCCUCCCCGCGGAUGCUGCCAUAGGUACCCUGGUCUCUACUCUCACCGCCACUGACGCUGACUGGGAGCUGGAGUUCAAACUCAUCAACUUUUCUAUCGUCUCUGGAAACGACAAUGGGACCUUUGCCCUGGAAUCCGACCAGCAAGACGGCAGUGCCAGGAUCCGGCUUCAUAAGAAACUCAACUAUGAAGAAGCCCAGAGCCAUGUCCUGAUCGUAACUGCUCACAACCCAGAGGAUUUGGUGGGGGCUGAGCCGGGCCCCCGUUCCACAGCGACGGUGACCAUCCUGGUGGAAGAUAUUCCGGAGCCCCUGGUUUUCAGCCAGGAGAAGUACGAGGUCAGCGUUCCGGCAGAUGUCCCGCCUGGGACAGUGCUGCUGACCAUCCAGGUGCUCAAUCUGGAGACUCAUCUCCUGAGGUUUUCACUGAGGAACGAUUCCAGGAAGUGGCUGUCCAUCGAUGAGCAUUCGGGAGCCAUCCGGACAGAGCAGGAGCUAGACCCGAGGCUGGGGCGAGAGCACACGGUGGUGGUUGUGGCCCAGAAGCGGGGAAACCCGGGCUUGGCCGCCACCGCCGACGUGGUGAUCCACAUUCUGGGGGGCCGGUCCGCGGCUCUGGUCCUGGGGAGACCCUCUACCCCCCAGCACCUCUGCACCCCCCAGCAGAAGCAGCAGGAGGUCCUCGUUUCCGUGCAAACCCAGGGCCCUCCGGGCGGGGCAGGUCCAUUCAACUUUGCGUUGGCAGAGGACGUGACCCUGCGCAGAAACUGGAGGAUCAGGGUCCUCAACGGUACCCAUGCCUCCCUCUCCAUGGGCAUCAGCUGGCUGGAGCCAGGGACCCACCAGGUCCCCAUUAUCCUGACGGAUUCAGCUGAGACUUGGCCCAUGGACGUCCCAGUUACUGUCUGCCUGUGUAACUCCGAAAACCUCUGCAUGGUAAAGGUCGGCAAGAUGAGAGGGAUGCCCACACUGCUGUCGGCUGUGGGAAUCAUGGUGGGCACCCUGGCCGCAAUAGGUUUCUUCUUGAUCUUAAUCUUCAGUCACCUGGCCUUGAAGAAGAAGAAGGAGGAAGUUGGGCCUUCUGACACCCUCCCCCUGCAGUCCACCGCCUGAUGGGCCCCAAGGAGCCAGGGGCCGAGGGGACAGACACUGGAGAAGGGUCUCAGAGCCAGUGUUCCUUGAAACAGGAGCUGCUAAAUGGACGGGGACCUCCACAGCGCAGUCACUUCUUCCUUUGAACAUGGGGCAUGGAGCUAGUCGGGGUGGGGUGAUGCGGGCUUUAACCAUGAGACUGCCUGGAUCCGCAGGGGCUGGACUGGAGUUCCGUCUUCCGGGAAGAUUUGAGUGGAUCCAGUGUGCCCCUUUGGUCGGGGGUAGCGUUUGGGGGGAAGAAACAGAAGUCCUCAUGGCAAUGGCCUCCUGGUCAGGUCUCUCACCGGGACACUUUGUUUUCUGUCUCACCAAGUCUCCCACGAGCCAGUCGAUCCUGCCAGCAGCCGCUGGGUUGGAACCGAAAUGUCUCACCCUGCCGUGCCAACUCUCGGGCUCAGUAAUCGGGCCGCCUCCAGCCCUUCGGUCUCUGCCCGUGUCCUCUGCCUCGGUUGGUUGAUUGUGCCUCCUGGAGCUGCUCUCUAGUGCCUCAGUUUUGGGUUAGAGUUCACCGCAUCUCUUUCUGGUCCAGCUUGUAGGCAGGUUGCUGCCACUCUGGCUGCUGAAUAAAGGCAAUGGGGAAACACUUGA
Molecule: messenger RNA, 3201 nt
Organism: Tachyglossus aculeatus (Australian echidna)
Lineage: Eukaryota; Metazoa; Chordata; Mammalia; Monotremata; Tachyglossidae
Gene: CDH16
Product: cadherin 16
Exons: 18
Coding region: 100-2574 (824 amino acids)
Biological process (GO): homophilic cell-cell adhesion
Cellular component (GO): plasma membrane
Molecular function (GO): calcium ion binding
Source: RefSeq, a predicted model, not a curated record